Messenger RNA from Paramecium sonneborni, 792 nucleotides. Lineage: Eukaryota; Ciliophora; Oligohymenophorea; Peniculida; Parameciidae. The record is from the annotation of a GenBank genome assembly.
UUAAGUUUUAAUGCAAAAAACAAUGUAAAAUAUAUCCUUGAAUAUUGUUUAGUGCUCCAAUAGUGAAAUGGGCUUAAAGAAAAGAUAAUGUUUUCUUGACUGUAGAAGUGAGAGAUCUGAAAGAUGAAAAAGUUGAUUUGACAUCUAGUUCACUUAAAUUUUCAGCCAAUGCAGAAGGUGUUAAUUAUGUAUUUGAAAUUAACUUCUUUAGUGAAGUUGUUGUUGAGGUAUAAAUAAAUUAAUUUGAAAUAGGAAAGUAAAUGGACAAAUUAUGGAUUAAAUGUCAGAUUUAUUCUUUCAAAAAAAGAUAAAGCAGCAUCAUAUUGGACAAGAUUAAUAAAAGAAACUCAUAAAUUACAAUAUUUAUAAGUAAAGUUAUUAAAUAUAAUCUUUAGGUUGAUUGGACUAAAUAUAUUGAUGAAGAUGAUGAAGCUGAAGAAGGAGGUAAAGGUUUAGAUGAUUGGGAUUCAAAUAGAUUUUAGAACUUCGAUUAAGGACAUGGUCACGAUCAUGGUCACGAUCAUGGUCAUGGUCAUGGUCAUGGUCAUGAUCACGAUCACGAUCACGAUCAUGGACAUCAUCAUGAAAAUGACGAUGAAGAUGAAGAAGAACCAAAUGAGGGUAGAAUUGAUUUUUAUUUUAAUUAGGAAAUAUAGAUGAUUUAGAAAAAGAGGAAGAAGUAUAAUAAAAAGAAUAAGCUCCUUAAGAAGGAGAUCAAUAAAAAUAAGAUAUUCAAUAAGAAUAAUAAGAAGAGAAUAAAUGAAUAUUUUAAAUUCUAUUGAUAAAUAGUUC